GCGCCGGGCUGCUGGGGGCCCGGGUCGGGCUGCGGGGGGGAUCCCGAACCGGGACCGCGAUCUCUCGGUUGCUUUCCCCGGAGCGGGAGGGGUGGCCCCACUUCCCCGGGGCUCCCGAGGGGACGCACGGCAGAGCCCCUCUCCGGUUGUUCGGGAGCUCUGCUCACCCUCAGAGACCCUCCGUGUCCUCGGUCACCUGGAGCUUUGCCCGCCUCCGGGGAACGGCAGCGGGAUCGGUUCUUCUCGCUCCAGCUGUCGGAACCCCGGUGCCCCCGCCGCGUCCCGGGAAGCGGUUCCUCGCUCCCACGACCCGGCGUUCGGGGUGGGGGGGGUCUCCUCGGGCAAGGGCUCUCCAUCCCGGUGGGCGAGCAGCGGCUCCGGGGCGCACCGCGGCCGGGCCCGGUCUUUCGGUGAGGGCCACCCGAUGUCUCGGUAAGGGCUCCCGGCGCGCCGCCGGUGCGGCCCCCGCGGCCCCCCCGGGCUCAGGAGGCGCAGCGGGGCCGGCAGAGGGCGCCCGCGCUUUGCUGACUCAUAGCCCCCCCCGGUUCGGGUGCCGGGACGGGGCCCCGGGGCUGCGGGGUGUCCGUUCCACUCCUCGGGAGCCGGCAGGCGGGGCUGGGGCCUCUGGGGUGGAGGUUCCCGCUGCGGGACUGGGGGGGAGGGUAAGAGCGUGCCGGGGGGUACAGGGGGCUCAACCCCUCACCGGGACAGUUCCCCGUAGCUGUAACGGCGUCACCGGGAGGGUGACCGGGCGGGUGCGUGCGACCGGGCGGGUGUGACCGGCCGCGGGUGACUAUGCGUGUCCCCCCCCACCCCCGCCCUUUCCGCCUCUGUGUCCCGGCGUCACUCGGCUCCGGGGGCUCCAGCUCCCGCCCGGCCCCGCGGGCAGUCACCUCCCGCCGCGGCCUCCUCCGGUGCGGGGGCCGCUCACCGCCCCCGCCGCGGCGCUCCGGGCCGGGGCCUGCUUGUGUCCCGCGUCCACCCCUCCGUGGCGCCCGGGCCUCGCACGCCAAGCCCAUCAGCUCCCGGGCGAGGGGCAGCCCGGCACUGCCGGACCCCCGAGCCCCCCGCGCCCCUUUGUUGUGCGCCGGGAUUAUGAAUGGCUCCAGGCGCGGCGCGAGGGCGCGCGGGGGGCGGGGCCAGGGCGGGGCCUCCGCGGCCGCGUGGGCGGGAGGAAUCCGGCCGGACCGCCCCGCCCACCGGGCCACGUGGGGAAGCUGCACCCGCCUCCCAUUGGCCGCCAGCGCGGAUGUCUGGGCGCUCGGCGAGCUCCCAUUGGCCGCGGCCGCCGGAGGAGCCGGAGUGAAUGAGGGCGAGGCCCCGCCCGCGGGACGUUGCUACAUUGUAACUUCCCUCCCCCCCCGGUGCUCCCACGGCAGCGCGAGCGGCGGCCGGUUCGGCGGGUCCGGCCCCAGAGAAGGGGGAGCGAGGCGGCCUCCCCGCCCCUCGCCGCGGCCUCGGGCCUCACCCCGCCCCCAGAUACCCCGCACCGAGAGCACAGAGCGGCGGCGAGGAGAAAGAAAGGAGGCGGCAGGCAGGAGCAGGCAGCGCCGCUUCCACCACCCCCCCUUCCCGCGGCAGCCACCGGAGCGGGGCGAGAACGGGAGAUUUUCUAUUUUUUUUUUAUUUUUUAUAUACAUAUAUUUUUUUUAUUUUCUCCGCCUGAGCUGCGGAGGGCACGGCCGGUGCAGCCCUGCUUGGGGACCCCCCUCCUAGCCGCUCCCCCGCCUCCUCCCGGCCCCCGCCCGAGGCCUCAGCGCGUAGCCGGAGCUCCCGUGGGUCCCGCCGGGCGUGUGGCGGAGCGGGCCCGGCUCCCUCCUUUGUCCGAUCCCCCCGCCGCCCCCCGACACCGAGCGCCGCUGC
Messenger RNA from Pyrgilauda ruficollis (rufous-necked snowfinch), 1863 nucleotides. Its product is annotated as translation initiation factor IF-2-like. The transcript has a single exon. The coding region runs from base 796 to 1716 and encodes 306 amino acids. NCBI's taxonomy places the organism in Eukaryota, Metazoa, Chordata, Aves, Passeriformes, Passeridae. The record is from RefSeq and is a predicted model, not a curated record.